CUUCACUUAUCUCCGUGACAAAGUUCCUCAAACUCAUUACAGGGCUGAGUAGCGCCCGGAUCAUUGGAUUUAACCCCUGUUGCCUUCUUUCAGCUGACCUGGCACGCGACUCGGUUCAAUCAUGAUUCCCGCCAAUCAUCCCAUUAACAGCUUUGGACCUGGCAAACCAAAGCGUUCUAGUGCGCGAAAGAGCCGCAGUGGCUGCAUGUCAUUUAUCGACCUCAGCUGCUCUAACUCCAAGAAAAGCAAGCGAUACAGAUGCCGUCACUGCCAAAAGGAUUUUGCAGCGACCUCUCAAGCCAAGCAGCGACAAGAGCGUCAAGCUCAAGAUAGCGCUGGCUAUCUUCCCUCAUAUUCAGAAGCUAUACAAAAGAAGAUAACCGAGGUCGGAAUUCAGCAUAUCUCGCAGGACGAGAGCCACAGUUACGCCUAUGGUGCCGCCGCUGCUGUAAUCGCCGGCGGUGGGCCCUUCAGCCUCUUCGAGAGCCGCCGUUGGCGUUAUUUUUUCACUCGCAUUAAGCCUGGCUAGAAGCCUCCUAGCCGCGCCGCCAUCAUAAGAAUUCUUCCCCGCUUCUAUUAGGAACUCUAUGGCAAGGUUUUUAAACGAAUUACCAGCUCAGAAUGGUUCAACAUAAUAUUUAACGCUUCCGAUAAUGUCUCGGGUCACAGAAUCGUUAAUAUCUCGGUACAGCUACCAGACGGCCCAGCCUUCUGGAAAACAUUUGGACACAGGAGAC
Fusarium oxysporum Fo47 is the source of this 737-nucleotide messenger RNA. RefSeq lists its product as uncharacterized. Lineage: Eukaryota; Fungi; Ascomycota; Sordariomycetes; Hypocreales; Nectriaceae. The record is from RefSeq and is a predicted model, not a curated record. The coding region runs from base 122 to 529 and encodes 135 amino acids. The transcript has 3 exons.